UCUGGCUGCAGUCUGGUAUAAGUUCCUCCCUUUUCCUCCUCUAUCCCACCACCUUCAAUCCUCAUUCCACAGUCUCUCACUCCCUCCCGCUUCUCGCUCCCUCUCCCUUUAUCCAUCCGCCUUUGGCCUCUGCGACUCCCCAUCGCAUUCACUCUGCUCUCUCCACUCCUCUGCACUCGCCAUCAUGCUGUCCCUCCCAUUUUUACUCUGCACUGCCCUUGCCUUCGCAGCUUCUGCCUUGGCCUUGGCUGUACCUCGCGCUGUGUCGGGCUUUCCCGAUCCCGUCGUAGACCCGUUCUACUCGCAGCCGAGCAACAUUGCCUCCUACUCGCUCGGCCAAAUCAUUGACACCCGAGCAACGGUGUCGACCUUUGCUAGUCCGAGCUUGGAGAAGAGCUAUCAAAUCAAAUUCAGAAGUCAGAACGCGCAAAAACAGCCCAUUGCGGCCGUCACCACUGUGCUAGUGCCCACGAAGAAGACCCUCUCCUCAUCCGGCCAAGCAUCCAUGCUGAGCUUCCAAAACUUUCAAGAUUCUGUCACCCUCUCGUGCUCCCCAAGCUGGGCCUACGUCGCGAAUUCUGGAAGCCCAGCUGCGUUGGCGGCCAACCUCGAGGCUCCCAUUGUCAACGGAUGGGCUCUCGACCAGGGCUAUUACGUCAGUAUACCGGACCAUGAAGGCCCGAGCUCUUCGUUCAUCUCCGGCACCAACGCAGGUCACAUCGUCCUCGACGGUAUCCGCGCUGCACUCACAUCAGAAGGAUUGUCCACCAAGACACAGAUUGGCAUGUACGGCUACAGCGGCGGAGCUAAUGCGGGAGUCUUCGCCUCAUCCCUCGCCCCGAGCUAUGCAAAAGAGCUCAACGUUGUCGGUGUCAGCCUCGGGGGUACGCCCGUGUCGCCACAAGACACCUUCUACCAGCUCAAUGGUGGAUUCGCUUCUGGCCUUGCUGGUGCUGGGGCUGUGGGAAUUGCCUCAGCCUAUCCGGAUGUUCAACAGUAUCUCGAUACCCACAUCAACGCUAAGGGUAAACCAGUCAUUGCAGGACUCAAGUCUGAUGGCACUUGCGUCGGCCAAGUCGUCGCUGAAUACGGAUUCAUCAACUUCUUCGACCUGAUUACACCAAAUCAAGAUUUCCUACUGGUUGCGCCCGCCCGCAAGGCCUUAGCAAAAGAAACGUUGCUGCAGACUCAAGCCAGCUACACGGUACCUGUGCCGAAGCAUCCGAGGUUCAUCUACCACGCACUGACCGAUGAGCUCGUACCCUUCAAUAGCUCACAGCUCUACAUUCAAGAACAGUGUGCCGGAGGUGCCGACAUCCGCAGCAUCGUCUACCCUGUCGGAGAGCACAUUACCACAGAAAUCUUGGGCAUCCCUUCGGCUCUUGCUUUCCUCGGCAGCGCUUUCGCUGGAACGUUAGGAAGUGUUGCCUGCGGCACUAUUAUACCCGAUACUCCUCUUGGAAGCGCAGCUUCUGUCAAGGUGCUUGGUUCGGCAAGAGAUUCUGCGUUACAGAAGGCCAAGAGCGACGGAUCAUGGAAUCUUUGAUCGCCGGCGGCCGGAGGAGUCGCGAGGUCGGGUCGAACGCCACCACCGAUGCGGAAAGCAGACAAAACUAGCGAGUGGGGUUACCGCCCUCUGCUGCUUCUUGAGACGCUGCAGGCUUGAUUCGAACCAGUAUCUCUGUAUCUGAUCAGAGACUUAAGCUUCGUACUCGUCAUGCGCCACCAAAGAUUGUUCACAGUGCUCAGCAGGUCCUCGUUCCUCUGUGUGACUUAGCCCUUCCCUCCAUUCGAUGCAAGCGUACAUGCGUCUCUGUGUAGAAUCUCGUCCCGGCGCAUCGCUAACUGUGAAGCGUUGGUGACUUCUCUCCACUUUACCUCAGAGAAGACGCUUCAAGCACCUGAACACUACAGGGACCUAGCAAGAGCAGAUCAUCGGGGAGGAGAAACACAGGAAUCAUUUAGAAUUGUGGAAUAUCGCAUUCUGGGGGCGGUAGAGCGUCGUCAUUGCUAGCUCGCUGUACUGCAA
Messenger RNA from Microstroma glucosiphilum, 2029 nucleotides. Its product is annotated as lipase A. The record is from RefSeq and is a predicted model, not a curated record. The coding region runs from base 185 to 1546 and encodes 453 amino acids. Gene Ontology annotation, biological process: lipid catabolic process. NCBI's taxonomy places the organism in Eukaryota, Fungi, Basidiomycota, Exobasidiomycetes, Microstromatales, Microstromataceae. The transcript is spliced from 2 exons. Gene Ontology annotation, molecular function: triacylglycerol lipase activity.